Messenger RNA from Batrachochytrium dendrobatidis JAM81, 1851 nucleotides. RefSeq lists its product as uncharacterized. The transcript is spliced from 10 exons. Gene Ontology annotation, molecular function: metal ion binding. Lineage: Eukaryota; Fungi; Chytridiomycota; Chytridiomycetes; Rhizophydiales. The coding region runs from base 1 to 1851 and encodes 616 amino acids. The record is from RefSeq and is a predicted model, not a curated record.
AUGCGUAAAGCAAAGGGACCAGCCAACUUACAGAGCUCUGCUGCUCCACUCUCAGACACACUCUCUCAUUCACCAUCCUCAUCUGUAUUAAAUGAACAUAUGAACCACACAUCUCGUCAGCAAGAACAAGUAUUGACCUGCCCUAUCUGUGGAGCAACAACGUAUAAUCUAGUAUCGCUUAAUAAACAUAUUGACUUGAACCAUGCUGAAUCGCCUGUUCAUGAUUCUGAUGAUCCGGCAGAAGCACUCUUGGCAUGGUUUCGUCGUACUCAAAUAAAAGUAUCCGAUGGACUGUCUAAUACCAGUUGGCAGAAACUUGGACUGAAUCGUAUUGCUGCUGGAAUCAAAGGAUCAGCUCAAGCGCCUUUAGAUUUGAUCAAGGGUAUGGAUACCUUUGAGCUUAAUUCAAACGUUACCUAUGGUCAUGUAUUUGAAUCAUCAGUCUCAUCUGCUUCAGGAAGUCGGCAUGUUGGAAAAAGCUAUGAUCGAGAUAUGUACGGUAUGACUGUGUAUGAUGGAACUCCAAGUUCAUCUUCGUUGGCUAGUGGAGAUCAGUCUGCAGUGACUCGCAUACAUUGGCAACUCUCCACUGUUGACGAUCGGUGUUCAUAUUCAAGAUGCAGUAGUACAUUGGGUAUACUGUCUGGAAAGGAAAACUGUCGAAAAUGUGGGCGUUUGUACUGCGAUUUGCAUUCUAGGUUUCAAAUGAAAUUAGCUUCGAAUGCCAGCCAUGACCCUGUUUCUGGAUACUGGUCAAGAGUGUGUCAGCUAUGUUAUAUGUCUCGUGAAGGAUACAUGGAUGUUUAUGGGGUAUCACGGAAUAGAACCCAAGGAUUUCUAAAAGUUCGUGGGAUGCGUAUUGAUCGUGCAUUACUGGAGGCUAACAAGAUUGAAAAGCGACUAGAAAAGAUUACACGUGCUUUAACUGGAAGCUCGAUACCAUCGCCUCAUCAACGAUCAUGGAGCAAUCUGAGUUUGCCAUUUAAAAACUCAAUUGAUCAAGCGGUUGUAGCAUGGGUUCCCGACGAUAGUUCUAGUCAAUGCUAUAUCUGUGGGUCACAAUUUGGUCUUGUCAAUCGAAGACAUCACUGUCGUCUUUGUGGUCGAUUAGUUUGUGGGUCGUGCUCUACAAUGAUAGACAUCAAAGUUCCGACAGAUGGGGUGUAUGCCGCUUUAGAAAAGAUUGGACAGAUUCGAUCUUGUUCACAGUGCAAGGAACUGAUUGGAAUGAGAGAUAAUUCACAAGACGAAAGCACAACACCACAAUUGGUAUCACUCUAUCAACAAAUUGUUAGAUUGCGCUCGCUAGUUCAAGAAACGCUUCCAAAAUUCAAUAGUCUUUUGGUAGAUCUAAGGAGUAGGGCAAGCGUAUCUGUUGAAGAACAAGAUUAUCAAAUAGCGCUUCGAUAUCGUAAACAGUUAUUAGACUAUUUUACCGAGCUGGAGCGUCACGCCAAACAGAUUAAACGGCUACCGACAUCAAGUACAAUGACCCUUCGACUGCAUGAAAAUGUACAUCAAUCUGCGAUCCAAUUUCUUCAGGCCAAUAUGUUGACAUUGCAGUUGAUGCCCGACACAAUUGGCUUCAAAGCGCGUCAAUUAGGAAAUGCAUCAGAUGGAAUACGACCUGAUCGAAAAAAGAUACUCAGUACAGAACAUGACGCCAUGUAUAAAGAAUUAGACAUGACUAGCCAAGCAUUAGAUGAACAAAUUGCACAGCUAGAAGGGAUGCUACUUGAUGCAACAAGUCGACGGCGACUAGAAGACGCAGUUGUAUUAAACACAAGUCUAAGUGAAUUACGACAAGAGUUGCAAUGUGUACAACAAAAAAUGGAUGCAUUGUACGAGUGA